Messenger RNA from Rubroshorea leprosula, 2897 nucleotides. Lineage: Eukaryota; Viridiplantae; Streptophyta; Magnoliopsida; Malvales; Dipterocarpaceae. The record is from the annotation of a GenBank genome assembly.
CCGGACUAAGCAGAUCCUUCCCAAGAAGAUAUGAUAAACUUUCCUGGGAAGAAUACCAAUCUUUGGGAGAAGGAAGCUACCUUGGUGCUGGAAAACCAGUUUCCUAGGUGAAAGCUAGGAUGGAAACGUUAAGUUUUUUCCUACUUCCAUUGCUUGGUAGCUUUGCUCUUGCAAUUCUCAUUAAUGCUCAGGAUCAAACAGGUUUCAUAAGUUUAGAUUGUGGGUUACCAGAAGAUUCAAGCUAUUCUGAACUUAAAACGGGCAUUAAUUAUACUUCAGAUGCUCAAUAUAUAGACACUGGCAUUAGUAAGAGAGUAUUACCUGAAUUCAAUUUGGAAAAACAGCAACAGAUGUACAACGUUAGGAGCUUCCCUGAAGGGGCCAAAAACUGUUACAACCUAAACUUGGCUAAGGGUGAACAGUAUUUAAUCAGAGCAUCGUUCAUGUAUGGAAACUACGAUGGAAAAAAUGAAACCCCACACUUUGAUCUGUAUCUUGGACCUAACUUGUGGUGUGCAGUGUUAUUACAAAAUGCGUCAGCUUCCAAAGCCUUUGAGAUCAUUCACACCCUCCAGUCAAAUCACUUGUAUGUUUGUCUUGUAAACACCGGCAAAGGGACACCAUUCAUAUCAGCAUUAGUGCUAAGGCCAUUGAAGAAUACAAUUUAUGAAAGUCAAACUGGAUGGCUGGAGCGCUUCAGAAGAUAUGAUGUUGGUUCAACAGCUAGCAAAGGAUUCAGAUUUAAAGAAGAUGUUUAUGACCGUUAUUGGGAGCCUUUAGAUAGGUAUGAUUGGACACAGAAAACAACUGAACUUUCCAUUGACCCUGGAAAUGACAAUGAUUACCAACCACCAUCCCUUGCAAUGAGGACUGCUGCAGCGCCUGAUGAUGAUCGUAGUCAGUCAUUAGAUUUUCCCCUUGGCACAAUGGACUCAGAUGCCAAAUUUUAUGUCUACAUGCACUUUGCUGAAGUAGAAGAGCUAGAAUCUGAAGGGCCAAGACAAUUGAUUGUCUCUUACAAUGACUCUCAGUUUGAGCCUUUUAGUCUUGAGUAUUUGAAGGCAACCACUAAAGUCUUCAAGGUUGAAUUGAAUGGUGGACAGGAAGGGAGCCUUUCAAUCUACAGUGCAGAAGAUUCAACCCUUCCACCUAUUCUUAAUGCCAUUGAGAUUUAUAUGGAAAAACAGUUCUCAAAGUUACAAACAGCUGAACGAGAUGUUGAUGCUCUCUUGAAUAUAAAAUCAAUAUAUGGAUUGAAGAGAAACUGGCAAGGAGAUCCUUGUGCUCCUUCAGCAUACCUGUGGGAAGGUCUUAACUGCAGCGAUAAUGAUGCGCCUAGAAUCAUAUCCUUGAAUUUAUCUUCCAGCGGCUUGACAGGAGAAAUACCUCCUUAUAUAGCUGAUUUCAUUGAAUUACAAUAUCUGGACUUAUCAAAUAAUAGGUUGACUGGAUCAGUACCUGAGUUUCUUUCUCAGCUGCAGUCCCUGAAAGUGCUAAAUUUGAAAGCAAACAUGCUCAAGGGUUCAGUUCCAGCCAAACUAAUUGAAAUGUCAGAAAAUGGUUUACAACUAAGCGUCGAAGGAAAUCCAGAUCUUUGUGCUUCAAUGUCAUGCAAGAAGAAAAGUAUCAAGAAUGUUGUUGCAGUGGUAAUCUCAUCUUCACUUUGGGUCCUCAUAAUUGGAUUGGGUAUCAUUUGGAGGCUUAAAAGGAGAAAAGUUACAGCUAGUGGUGCUAGAAAUUACCACUCACUGGGGCCAAGGAAUCUACAUGUAACAUACUCUGAGGUCCUAAAGAUCACAAAUAAUUUCGAGAGAAUUCUUGGUAAAGGAGGUUUUGGAACAGUUUUUCAUGGCCACUUAGGUGACACUCCAGUGGCAGUGAAGAUGCUUUCUCAUUCAUCACAUCAGGGAUACAAGCAAUUUGAAGCCGAGGUUACACUUCUCUUGAGAGUUCAUCACAGAAAUUUGAUAAGCCUUAUUGGAUAUUGUGAUGAGGGAAACAACUUGGGGCUAAUUUAUGAGUACAUGGCCAAAGGAAAUCUAGCAGAGCUUCUUUCAGAGAGCAGCAUUGAUAUCCUGAGUUGGGAGCAAAGGCUUCAAAUAGUGGUGGAUGCAGCAUCAGGACUGGAAUAUUUGCACAAUGGCUGUAAACAGCCCAUAAUUCACAGAGAUGUGAAGUCUACAAACAUUUUACUGAAUGAAAACUUCCAAGCUAAAAUAGCUGAUUUUGGUAUGUCCAAGCCCUUAUCCAUGGAAGGUGACAGUGACAUGUCAACAGUUGUUAUUGGUACUCCUGGAUACCUUGAUCCGGAGUAUUAUGAAACACUAAGGUUAACUGAGAAAAGUGAUGUUUAUAGUUUUGGGGUUGUCCUUUUAGAGGUCAUUACAAACCGGCCUGUGAUUUCAAAAACUGUUGAGAAGACUCACAUUAGUGAGUGGGUUAGAUUCAUGCUGUCAAAGGGUGAUAUCAAAAGCGUUGUUGAUCCAAGAUUGAAUGAAGAUUUUGACGUUAAUUCUGCCUGGAGAGUUUUAGAAGCAGCAAUGGCCUGUGUGUCUUCAAAUUGCGCAGAAAGGCCUACAAUGAAGAAUGUGGUGGCUGAACUGUGCGGCUGUUUAGCAACCGUGAAAGCAAGGAAGAAUGUAGGGCAUGAAAAUGAAUCAGAAAACUCAGUGGGCAUAGGGACCGUGCCCCUGAAUUCCAUCAAUGGGAUGGGUUCUUUGGUUAGGUGAUCAUGCAAACUUACUUGUAUAGCAAUUAAUAAAUCUAGAGACUGAAUUGAGUGCUUAGCAAGAUUAAUUGUUAAUUGUUGCUACGUACAUAUUUUAUGUGUGUACUGGGUUUUGAUGUCUUAUUGCUGUAGUUUAUGAGAUCUAGAGUAAUAAUCUCUGUAUCAUGGU